This is a messenger RNA of Aspergillus tanneri, 1647 nucleotides long. It is a transcript of the gene FUM1, whose product is annotated as class II fumarate hydratase. Gene Ontology annotation, cellular component: mitochondrion; tricarboxylic acid cycle heteromeric enzyme complex. The record is from RefSeq and is a predicted model, not a curated record. Gene Ontology annotation, molecular function: fumarate hydratase activity. The transcript is spliced from 5 exons. NCBI's taxonomy places the organism in Eukaryota, Fungi, Ascomycota, Eurotiomycetes, Eurotiales, Aspergillaceae. Bases 1 to 1647 code for a protein of 548 amino acids. Gene Ontology annotation, biological process: malate metabolic process; fumarate metabolic process; tricarboxylic acid cycle.
AUGUUGACAUCGUCCAACUCCUCCCGGGCGGCGGUGCGCUCGAUGGCUUCCUUCGCAUCUCGAGCAUCUGCCAGCUCUCCCGCAAUCACCCGCAGUGCUCUGGCAUUUACUGCCCGCUCCCCCGCUUCGCUCAGUUGCCGACGCACCUUGAGCUCCAAUAACCGCCACCUUCAACACUUUCCUCGUCUUCAAUCCCUCAACUUCAUCUCCAACAAGAGAGCUUUUGGCACCACCGUCAGAAUGGCUUCGGCAACCCGUACCGAAAGCGAUGCCUUUGGUGAAAUCCAGGUCCCCGCGGACAAGUACUGGGGUGCGCAGACCCAACGCUCCCUGGGCAACUUUGACAUCAACCAGCCCCAGGAUCGCAUGCCUCCCGCUGUUGUGAAGGCUUUCGGUAUUCUGAAGGGCGCUGCUGCUACUGUGAAUAUGAAGUUCGGUCUUGACCCCAAGAUUGGUGAGGCCAUCCAGCAAGCCGCCGCGGAGGUGGCGGAGGGCAAGCUCAUGGACCACUUCCCUCUUGUCGUUUGGCAGACCGGCUCCGGCACUCAGUCCAACAUGAACUCCAACGAGGUCAUCUCGAACCGUGCCAUUGAGAUUCUGGGAGGCCAGAUGGGUACCAAGAAGCCCGUCCACCCCAAUGACCACGUCAACAUGUCCGCCUCCUCCAACGACUCGUUCCCUACCGCUAUGCAUAUUGCCGCCGUUAUGGAGCUGGAGAACACCCUGCUUCCUUCCUUGACGAGCCUGCGCAAUGCCCUCCAGGUGAAGGUGGAGAAGUUUGAGAAGAUCAUUAAGAUCGGCCGUACUCAUCUGCAGGAUGCUACUCCUCUGACGCUUGGUCAGGAAUUCUCCGGCUAUGUCGCUCAACUCGACCGCAACAUUGAGCGCGUGCAGGCCUCCCUUCCCCACCUUCGCUAUUUGGCCCAGGGUGGUACUGCAGUGGGCACUGGUCUGAACACUUUCAAGGGCUUUGAUGUAGCCAUUGCGGCCGAGGUUUCCAAGCUGGCUGGAACCGAGUUCAAAACCGCCCCCAACAAAUUCGAGGUCCUGGCCGCUCAUGACGCUAUUGUUGAGGCUUCUGGCUCUUUGAACACUCUUGCUUGCUCCCUUUUUAAGAUUGCCCAGGAUAUCCGUUACCUCGGAUCGGGACCUCGCUGUGGUCUAGGGGAAUUAGUCCUCCCCGAGAACGAGCCUGGCUCCUCGAUCAUGCCUGGAAAGGUGAAUCCCACUCAGUGCGAGUCCCUCACCAUGAUCUGUUCCCAGGUUAUGGGUAACCAUGUCGCUGCCACCGUUGGUGGUAUGAACGGCCAGUUCGAGCUUAACGUGUUUAAGCCUCUCAUGAUCCGCAACUUGCUGCACAGCGUGCGCAUCCUUUCCGAUGGCAUGAGCAGUUUUGAGAAGCAUCUGGUGCUCGGUCUUGAGGCCAACGAGCCCAGAAUCAACAGUCUCCUCCACGAGAGUUUGAUGCUUGUUACCUGCCUUAAUCCCGUCAUUGGCUAUGACAUGGCCUCCAAGGUUGCCAAGAACGCCCACAAGAAGGGCAUUACCCUGAAGGAGAGUGCUAUGGAGCUGAAGGCCUUGAGCGAAGAGGAUUUCGACAAGCACGUUCGGCCGGAGCUGAUGUUGAGCCCGAAGGAGAAGAAAUAG